AUUAGAGAGUGACCACUCUGUCGCGCCCCACUAAUUCCCUUUUUUUUUGCUUUUUUUCUUUUUUUUUUUACUCCUCCUAAUCUUCUUCUUCUUCUUCUACUAAUCCCCAAACUAAAUAAACUACACAAAAAGGGGGGAAGAGCUCGCUCCUUUGCUCCGGCAAUGGCGUCCAUGGCGAUCUCCUUCUCCAAUUCCCAAGCAUUAGCCCAACCAUUCCCCAAUUCCCUCAAAACCCACCUCCGAAAUCGCCCCCGCGCCCUUUCCCCCAACCUCUCCGCCGCGCUCGGGCGCGGCCGGGGCCGGGGCCGGGGCCGGGUCUCGUGCGGAUUGAUCGAGCCCGACGGGGGGAGGCUGGUGGAUUUGGUGGUGGGGGAGGGGGCGGCGAGGGAGGCGAAGCGGAGGGAGGCGCUAGGGUUUCCGCGGAUCAAGCUGUCGCGGAUCGACCUGGAGUGGGUGCAGGUGCUGAGCGAGGGGUGGGCGAGCCCCCUGCGAGGGUUCAUGAGGGAGCCCGAGUUCCUCCAAACGCUUCAUUUCAACUCGCUCCGCCUCGCGGACGGGUCCCUGGUCAACAUGUCGGUGCCCAUCGUCCUCGCCAUCGACGACGCCCAGAAGCGCGCCAUCGGGAAUCGCACCAAGGUCGCCCUCCUCGACGCCGCCAACAACCCCGUCGCCAUCCUAAGCGACAUUGAGAUCUACAAGCACAAUAAGGAAGAACGAAUUGCAAGAACAUGGGGAACAACUGCUCCAGGAUUACCAUAUGUUGAAGAAGCUAUAACCAAAGCUGGCAACUGGCUGAUUGGAGGUGACUUGGAGGUUAUAGAGCCAAUCAAAUACAACGAUGGUCUCGAUCAUUAUCGGCUCUCUCCUGCAGAAUUACGUGAAGAGUUUGACCGGCGAAAUGCUGAUGCAGUAUUUGCUUUCCAGCUACGGAAUCCCGUGCACAAUGGGCAUGCCUUGCUCAUGACUGAUACACGUAGGCGUCUUCUAGAAAUGGGCUAUAGAAAUCCCAUUUUAUUGCUUCAUCCAUUGGGUGGCUACACCAAAGCUGAUGAUGUACCUCUUAGUUGGAGGAUGAAGCAACAUGAGAAGGUUCUUGAGGAGGGUGUUCUUGAUCCAGAGACAACAGUGGUCGCAAUCUUCCCCUCUCCCAUGCACUACGCGGGUCCAACUGAGGUGCAAUGGCAUGCGAAAGCCCGCAUUAAUGCCGGCGCAAACUUCUACAUUGUGGGUAGGGACCCAGCUGGUAUGAGCCACCCCACUGAGAAAAGAGAUCUCUAUGAUGCUGAUCAUGGGAAGAAGGUACUCAGUAUGGCCCCUGGACUUGAGAGGCUGAAUAUCUUGCCCUUCAAGGUUGCUGCCUAUGACAAAACAAAGAAUAAAAUGGAUUUCUUCGACCCGUCAAGAAAAGAUGAUUUCCUGUUCAUCUCCGGUACAAAGAUGCGGAAUCUAGCGAAGAAUCAAGAGAAUCCACCCGAUGGCUUCAUGUGCCCUGGUGGCUGGAAAGUGCUUGUUGAAUACUACAACAGUUUGGCUCCUUCCGAGAACGGCAAACCCCGUGAAGCAGUUCCUGUUUGAAUUGUAAAGCACUAGGUGUUGUGUAACCUUGAUCACCUAAAAACCUCCUAGCUGAUGAACACAACCAAAUAAAACUAUCAGCUACUUACCUGUGUGAAAGCUUUGUGCUUGGUUUGUCUUAAUUAGCGAGCAAUAAAAAACACACCAGAAUGUGCUGGGGAGCAAGUGGUAUUGCUCUUCUUGUUGUACAUAAUCGAAAUUAUGUGUGACCUUAUAAGCACCGGUGCUUGCUUUGCAGUUUUUGCUAGAA
Ananas comosus (pineapple) is the source of this 1825-nucleotide messenger RNA. RefSeq names its product ATP sulfurylase 1, chloroplastic-like. Gene Ontology annotation, biological process: sulfate assimilation. The coding region runs from base 163 to 1575 and encodes 470 amino acids. The record is from RefSeq and is a predicted model, not a curated record. NCBI's taxonomy places the organism in Eukaryota, Viridiplantae, Streptophyta, Magnoliopsida, Poales, Bromeliaceae. The transcript has 5 exons. Gene Ontology annotation, molecular function: sulfate adenylyltransferase (ATP) activity; adenylylsulfate kinase activity.